This is a messenger RNA of Exophiala spinifera, 1272 nucleotides long. RefSeq lists its product as uncharacterized. The coding region runs from base 1 to 1272 and encodes 423 amino acids. The transcript has 2 exons. The record is from RefSeq and is a predicted model, not a curated record. Lineage: Eukaryota; Fungi; Ascomycota; Eurotiomycetes; Chaetothyriales; Herpotrichiellaceae.
AUGGCAGAGGUCGUCGGCGCUAUCUCCGGAGUAUCCGCACUUGUCACUGGCACCUUGCAAGGGAGUAUAAUACUUCUGAACACGAUUAAAAGCUACAAAGGUCAUCAGACACUUGUACACGAAUUCCUGGAUGGUCUUGCUGCUUUCAUCCAAGUUCUAAACAAGCUCGAUGAAACAAUCAAAUCUGUCCGCGAGGUGGACUUCUCUAUGCUCGAAAUUCCUCUACGACAGUGUGACCACACAUGCAAAGCGUUGUACGAGGAGCUGCUCAAAUGCGUAUCGCGAUCGAACGAUACCCAUACGAGCUUACGAGACUGGCUUAGGCUAAAGUACAUGGGGGAGGACAUCGAUGGUAUCCGAAGGUUGUUGGCUGAGCACAAAAUGACCAUUCAAAUUGCACUCGCAGAUGUAAAUCUUCGCGAAUCCUCUGCGACAGUCGAAAAGAUCCAGAUGUAUACUGAUCUUUUGAAUACAACAAAGGCCAAUCUUCAAGACCGUCUCGAGAGGAUUGACGAGAAAAUGGAUAGCAUAAUAGUUCAAAACAAGGGAGGUUCCGACAAAGAUGCAUUUGAGGUCAAAUUGAUUGAGGAGGAGCGGUUGAGUACUGAGAAAUGUCUUCAAAUUUGUACCCAGCUAUCCGACCACAUCGGCCAGAUCCAAAUUGCGGCAAAGCUCAGCAGCAGCAAAACUGGGCCACUAGGUUCGAGUUCUCUACCUCAAAAAGUGGUGGACGAAGGCUUCCAAGGUUGCGUCGAUAGCCUUUCUCGAGCGACCUCAAAGUUGGAAGAGCAUGAGAGGCAGCUUUUUGAUCGGUUGAUGGAAACAUCGAAGACAGCGCUUUUCUCGGAGGAUGACCGUACAGAUAUUGCACGGUUGCGAGACGAAUGGCUUACAACUCGGCACAACCUGAAUAUCUGGUCUGCAGCACAGGGUCACCUAAGGGAUAAGGUGAGCGUUAUCGAGAAUUACGCCAAAGGCGACGCCAUCCAAAUCAUGGCUUCAGCUGGGGGGAAGACCAUUCAUGGCAAAAAUCAAGGGUUUGGUGCAAAGACGGGGCAAGUGGCCGGUUAUAUUAAUGAUGACACAAUUCAGCAGGCUCUGCGCAUGAUGGGGGGCAUUUUUGGCCAAACUACCAAGCCGGACGAUACGCAUGUGGCGAGUGAGACUUCACCCGUUGCUGUUAACGGCACGGUCGAGGCAACCGGCUCAAGCUUCAAAGGCAAAGGCUUCCAACUUGCAUCGAAACCCUCCUUCGGCAGCAGACAGUGCUGA